Oryzias latipes (Japanese medaka) is the source of this 4422-nucleotide messenger RNA. The record is from RefSeq and is a predicted model, not a curated record. Lineage: Eukaryota; Metazoa; Chordata; Actinopteri; Beloniformes; Adrianichthyidae.
CGAGGUAGCUAGCUCACCGGAGGAAAAAAAAUAGAAAAAAAGUGUAAGACAAGAGGGGGAAACUUGGCUGAUUUGCUGGAGUUUUGACUGACUUGGACCCCAAAUUAAGUUUGUUUCGGUCUAUUGGAGCUCCGCGGAUUAAGUCGAAGUCGACGGUACCGGUAAACGCCACCUCUCCAUGCAGUCGCUGGUGUUUUUUGUAGAAAUGCAUGUCUGUGCUGCCGCCACCCGUCCCCAUAGCCGGAAGUCUCCAGGAGAGCAGCACAGACACAUUACUAGCUGUUCCGUAGCCAACAACACGUCGGGCCUAAAUUACCCCAGCAUUCAUUUUACAGGGACCGAAAUGGAGUCAUGUUUUCGCGAUUUGGCUUAAUAUCAACACAAGAUACGUAGAAUAUGCUUGAUAUCGUUUGAUUAUUGUUUAUAGCUUCCCUGUAAAUUAAUUUUGUCUUAUUGGGUCUAGAUGUUUUGGUAUCUCUGAGUCUAUAUGUGAAUCCCACUUUGAUUUACAUCAGCGGCUAUAAUAUGAAGCAUUUAAAUCUGAUGUUUGACAUCAAAUACAAAACAAAUAAUAUUAUUAAUUCCAGAUUUACAUUGUAUUUUACCUACAAUAUUCCAGUUUACAACAGGCAGUGUUUUCCAUUGUUAUGCUUAUAUAUAAAUAUAUAUUUUUUACUGUGGGCUUAUAUUUUUAAUACUUUAUCAGAUCGUUAUUUAAGAAGAAAUCUUGUGUGAUUUAGGAGGGACAUAUGUGUGCAACACAAGUAGAUGAGAAAACAAAGCAAAUCUCCCAGUUUUUAUUCACUAAAUUACAUUCAAACAGUAAUUUAUAAGUUUUUUUUAUUUUAAGACCUAUCAGCAUGUCUCACCUAUUAUAGAAUUUUAUUUUUUUACCUUAAGAUACAAAAAAAGAAUGCUGCUUUACAAGAAUUGAAAACUAUAAAUUUAUUGUCUGUUACUGAGAUUUGAAAAUGUCUCCUCAGAGCUGCAGUAGUCAAAGUGGAUGUAUAUUGGGAAGAAUUUUAUAUUAGCCAAUAAUGCAAUUAUUUGCACUAAUGUGCUGAUUUUAUUGUUUAUUUUUUUGUUAAAAUAUAUUAUCGACCCUGGUUUAAGGUUGUUUUCCUAUUUAUUAUUCCUAAUUCAGCCAUAGCAGCAGGAUAAAGCCAUAAAAGGCAAAAUAAAUGUACUUUUAUUAUUUCACCUUUUUUAAAAAUUAAUCCAACUCUGGUAUUGGGUGCUCUAAAAAACAGCUAAACUCAUAAGAUAUGCUUAACCAAAGAGUUAAAGAAAACAGCUCAAAAUUAAGUAGUAUAUGAAUGUAAAAUAAUAUUGCCAUAAAAUAAACAUUGAUUGAAAUUAGGUUGAAUUUAACAAGCAAAUAAUUUACUGAAAUGGCUGUAGAAGGAAAAAAAACUGUUUUCAUUUGCAUGUAAGAGAGAAAGCAUGACAUAGUCAAACCGACACACCCUAAUUUAAAAAAUUAUACAUUACAAUCUGUGCAAAUCAUCUAGAGAGGUUUUAAGAUGAUAGAUGAAGCCCAAAGAUAAAGACUAGAACCUUAGGUUCUGAGUUAGAGGAGUGAUGAAGAGAGCAAUGGAGGGAACCCUGACGACUCUGGAGGGUUUAAAUAAGUUUAGUUCUUGGAGAACAUGGUUUACCACACAGCCCUUUUCAACUCUAACCCAUCUCAAUUCCCUUUACCAACAUAUAAUCUUAAUCCAUCUUCCUUAAAUUGUAAAGACAGUGAAUGUUUGACCUUCUAGAUCAUUUCAAGUUCAGCUGCAUUGUGCUUUAAUCUGAUUGGGCACCAGGACUGGAAGGUUUAUACUUUGAUGUCUUUUGUGUCUUUUUCAGAAAUGAUGGAAGACUCUCAUUUUAAUUCGUCCUAUUUCUGGUCUCCCGUCCCCACUGUGCAAGGCCAGAUCGAGAAUGCCAUGUUCCUCAACAAGAUGAAGGAGCAACAGGAGAAGAAUACGCCGUUCUCUCCUCCUUCUUCCCACUACCAGACAGCUCUCCUCACCAUCCCCACUCCUGGGCCCAAGACAGAUGGAGGGGGCCAGGUUGGCAAUGCAGGACACCUCAACCCUCCCCACAGCACCCAGAACAUCACAGUGCUGCCGGUUCCCUCCACAGGCAUCAUGACAGCAGCUGGUCUGGUCAUCACAACGCCUCAGGGAACGCUGGUCUCUCCCACGUCCUCCCAGUCGUUUGUCUCUGGUCACCCAGCAGCAACCAUGAUAGUUUCAGCCCUUCAUUCACCAGACAAAAAAGAAGGCGAGGGGGCGUCCCAUGUGGUUGUGAUGCCAGCCCCCUCCAAAAGGGGAAGAAAGAAGAAGACAACAGUCCCUCGCGUACCGGGAAAUGACACGCUAAUAUUGGCACACCUGACGUCUGGUGGCCAGGUUACAUCUCUGCAGCAUCACACUGGGGACCCGUAUGAACUUUCUAAUGAAGAGGAGGAACAUGGGCCCAAAGAUGGCACUAAGACAUACAGGUGCCGGAUGUGUGCGGCGACCUUCUUCAAUAAGUCUGACAUGCAGAUCCACUCCAAGUCGCACACAGAGGCCAAACCUCACAAGUGUCCUCACUGCGCCAAGUCAUUCGCCAACUCCAGCUACCUGGCCCAGCACAUCCGCAUCCAUAGCGGGGCCAAGCCCUACACCUGCUCCUACUGCCAGAAAUCUUUCAGGCAGCUCAGUCACUUACAGCAGCACACACGGAACCACACAGAGUCAAAGCCUCACAAGUGUCCCCACUGCACUAAGUCAUUUGCAAACUCUAGCUACCUGGCGCAGCAUAUCCGGAUCCACACUGGAGUCAAACCCUACACCUGUUCGUACUGCCAAAAGUCCUUCAGACAGCUCAGUCAUCUUCAGCAGCACAGCAGAAUUCACACUGGAGAUAGACCAUACAAAUGCACCCACCCAGGCUGUGAAAAAUCCUUCACCCAGCUCUCCAAUUUACAGUCCCACCGGCGCCAACACAACAAAGACAAGCCCUACAAGUGCAUGCACUGCAAUAAGGGUUACGUAGAUGCGGGAAGCCUGGAAGCACACAUGACCACACACACUGUCAAACACGCCAGGAUCUACUCAUGUGGUCUCUGCCACCGCUCGUAUACCUCAGAGACGUAUCUGGUGAAACACAUGGAGAAACACAUGGAAAAACACAACCCCGACCAGUUGACCGCACCAGUAGCCGUGGCACAACAGUCGGCUCAACAGAACCAAAGGCAAAGCCAUGGCCAGACAGGAACUCAGAGCCAGGUAGAGAGUGCAGAUGGAGGACCCAGACAACCAGGAGGAGCUGUGAGCAGAGCAGCAGGGGAAGGCCAGCAGGCCCAGAACCAAAGUGGCUACGCCCAGACAGAACUCACCUGUCCAUUUGACCUGAAUCAGUAUAAGACGGUGUCUGCCAGUGACAUCCAGUACAAACCAGUCAGUGUGGCGGACAUCACUUCCCACAAAGACCUCUGUCUCACUGUGUCAGCAUCCACCAUUCAAGUGGAGCAUCUCAACUCUUAAAACCUUUCUAGAAAUAGGAGUUUUUUUAAGAACAAUAGAGGCUGGAAAGUUGAAAAGUUAAAGCAAUACUAAUACUGAAACUUUACAACUGUUGCCUGGCCGAAUGAUGUAAGGCAGACUGGACAAAUCAUGCUGUUAUAUUAUGCUGAAACCCGUAAGUUUUUCCUUUUGCUAUGUUGGAUUUGUUAUUCUCACUUAGCUAUCCUGUCUAAACGCAAACUGCAUGUUAAGGCUGUAAUAAAGUAUAUUUCAGUCCAUCACAGUGAUGGUUUUAACCCAGGAAAGUGUCUGAAAGACACCGCUUCUUUGACAUUUUUACUGCCCUUUUAUUUUUCAGUACUAUAAACCUUUUCACUGUAGCUUUUCAUAUUUUUGCUCAUGAAAUUCAAAACUGUUGAGGAAAUUCUUAUGGUUUCUGAUAGAGAUUAAGUUUUUACAUCAGUGUUAAUACCACUGCGAUACUCAUGCUUCUAAUGUUUUUAACCUUAAAAGGGAUAUUGAUUUGAUUUCCUUUUCAGGGAACAAAGCAAAAGUCGAAUAUCAAAUAAUAAAAAUUUAGUUUUUAUAGUACUUGUGUACAAGAUUUUGGAAACCAACUGGGUGAAUUUUGGUUUGUUUGUGAACUUUCACAUGAUUACUCCAAGAGAGUAAAGACCAACGUCAUGUUCAUGUCCAUUGUACUGCUGUCUGUGUAUUUCCAAAAUUGUUUUCCAAAUGUGCUCUUGUUCUUAUGCUUCCAUAGUAACAAUGUUUAAUACUUUACAGACAUAUUUACACAUGCAUUUUUUUUCUGGCUAUAUUACAUUAAACAUUUACAUUUUUAAGCUUGUCUGUAAAUUGGAAAAAAAGAAACUCGCUUCUUUGAAAGUUACAAAUGAGAAUAUAAUUAAGCUUAGUG